CAGACCGCCUUCCAACUUAAAUUCCAAACCGAAUAACAUCUUCUCCUCAACAAAAGUCUGAUUUGAGUUUUGAUCCUCAAAAUAACAUAGUUGUGGGACUAAAACUCUAAAAGAAUGGCGAAUUUAAGAAGGGCACUCCUCUUCACCAUUCCUCGGAUCCUCAAUUCCUCUAACGGGACAUCUGUUGCAACCUCCACGCUCCCCUCUCAUAAUCUUUACAGGCCUUUGACUGGAACAUUUUCGCGUUUCAUUACUUCCAACGAGGCUUCGUCGCCAAAUAAUAUUGAUCUCUCCAACGAAGAGAGCAAAAGACGUUUAUUUAACAGGCUUAUUUAUCGUAGUAAACAAAGAGGGUAUUUGGAGCUGGACCUUGUUCUGGGCAAAUGGGUGGAGGAACAUAUACAAUCCAUGGACGAAAAUGGAAUUAAGUCCCUUGUUCAUGUCCUUGACCUGCAUUUGUUACAGAAAGGUCUUCGCGGAAACUUACAACAUGCAAGAUAAUUUCAUGAAAGCACUGAGAGACAACUGACUAGUGAUUCAAUUCAUAAGCAAAUCACUGAGGAAUCUGCAACAAUCUAGUAGAGGAUACUGGUAAUAUCUAAUACCAGCUGCAGCUGCUCUAUGCUGGCAUUGGUGGUUACAAUUGUCCAGGUCUCAGGGUCAUGAUUUUUACUGUGCUUGAGGGAUAUACACUGACUAGCAUAUCUGUAGUUCCCAUCUUUUCUUUGACUAGCUGUUAUAUUAUAGGCGAUUUUCCAGGUUGUGCAUCUACUUUUGUUCCUAUGGGUACCUACUU
Messenger RNA from Nicotiana tabacum (common tobacco), 796 nucleotides. The record is from RefSeq and is a predicted model, not a curated record. Lineage: Eukaryota; Viridiplantae; Streptophyta; Magnoliopsida; Solanales; Solanaceae.